UCUCCUGCGGGUGGAGCCCAGUCCGCGCCUCCUCGCUGCCCUGCGCGCUCUUCGCUGCGCCCGCCGCCCGCUGCCCCGCACCAGCCGCCCCGGCCCGGCCCGGCCCGGCCCGGCUGGGCGCUGUCCACCUGAGGGAGCCCGCGCCUCCUGCCCGCCCGACCCUCUGCCCGCCCCGCGAGCUGGGCACCUGUGCCAGGAGCCCAGUGGAAUCCGCUGAGACGGGAUCUGCAGAGCAAGCACCAUGAGUAUCUCAGCUCUCGGAGGCGGCGCUAAAGGGAAGCCCCUACCACCUGGCGAGGAGGAACGCAACAAUGUCCUCAAGCAGAUGAAGGUUCGAACCACGCUCAAGGGGGACAAGAGCUGGAUCACCAAGCAGGACGACUCGGAGGGCAACGCGGAGGGCCGCACCCUAGAGCUGCCCUCUGGUCGGAGUCGUGCCACAUCCUUUUCAUCAGCUGGGGAAGGCCCGAAGGCCAGGCCUCCAAGCACAAGGGCUCCCACUGGCUAUAUCAUCCGGGGAGUGUUCACCAGGCCCAUAGACAGCUCGUGCCAGCCCCAGCAGCACUACCCCAAGGCCAACGGAGCUCCAAAAAGUGCAACCGGUCUGCUCAGAGCCACUCCUGCUGGACCUCCCCGCCCGUCCUCCUCUGGCUAUAAGAUGACCACUGAGGAUUACAAGAAGCUGGCGCCCUACAACGUUCGGCGUAGCUCAGCCUCGGGGGCCGCUGAAGAGGAGGAGAUACCCUUCUCAUCUGAUGAGCAGAAACGGAGGUCGGAGGCUGCAAGCAGUGUGGUGAGGAAGACGGCUCCCCGCGAGCACUCCUAUGUUCUGUCAGCAGCCAAGAAGAGCACCAGCAGCCCCCAGGAGAUGCAGGCCCCGCUCAUUGCGAAGAGGGUUGAGGUGGUAGAUGAGGACAGGCCUUCUGAGAAGAGCCAAGACCCACCUGCUCUAGCAAGUUUCCCUCCUGGCUCAAGCAGUACAAGAGGCGAGGAGAUUGUCCGCCUGCAGAUCUUGACCCCUGGAGCAGGACUCCGCCUGAUGGCCCCAGACCUGGAGGGAAUGAGUUCUUCCCCAGGCUCCAAAGACAAAGAGGCCCCCAGCCCUAGAGAGGCCAAGAGAGACUUGGUUGGUGAGGAGGCCUGCAAGAGCCCCACUCUAGACCCUGAAAGGUCAAGUGCACAGUCAAGUGAUGGCAGUGUGGGAUCCAGAGCCAUGGGCUUCCUACCUGAAGUCUUGACUGGAGCAGACAUUGGCUCUGAGAGAGGAAGUUCCAGUACUACCCUGGCCUCUGCUGGACCAGCUGAUCAGAAGAGUGACAGUCCAGCCGACCUGGAGGACAGAGAGGCACACCUGAAGGGCACCUUGGCUGGUUCUGAAGAGAAGAAUGUGGCUGCCAAGGUGGGAGAGACCUGGCAGGAGAAGCCCACAGCCCUGAGAGGUGGCCAGGGAGACCCAGCUGCACCCUUCCAGCGGCCUGCAUCCCCCAGGACCCCAGAGCCACAGAGCAGCCCCAGAAGACCUGAGCAGCUUGUGGAACUGGACAGCCAGGCCAGCAGCACCUUGGCUGGUUCUGAAGAGAAGAAUGUGGCUGCCAAGGUGGGAGAGACCUGGCAGGAGAAGCCCACAGCCCUGAGAGGUGGCCAGGGAGACCCAGCUGCACCGUCCCAGCGGCCUGCAUCCCCCAGGACCCCAGAGCCACAGAGCAGCCCCAGAAGACCCGAGCAGCUUGUGGAACUGGACAGCCAGGCCAGCAGGAUAAGAAACCCCUCAGACUGUAUGGUCACUGUUACCGUCACUGCCUCUCCUGAGCAGCCUCAUGUUUAUGUCCCAGCCUCUCCAAGUGAAUUGGACUCCAGUUCUUCCAGCAAAGGGAUUCUCUUUGUGAAGGAAUACAUGAAUGCUAGUGAGGUAUCCUCCGGGAAGCCAGUGUCUUCAUGCUUCAGCAGUAUUAGAAGCACUGGAGACUCAUGUGACGUGGAGAAGAAACCUGCAUGUGACAGCUCUCUGUACUCGGAAAGAAUAAGUGGAAGGAUCUGUACUUACUGCAACCAGGAGAUCAGAGACUGUCCAAAGAUUACCCUAGAGCAUCUUGGCAUCUGCUGCCAUGACUAUUGCUUUAAGUGUGGGAUUUGCAGUAAACCAAUGGGGGAGCUCCUGGAUCAGAUCUUCAUCCACCGUGACACCGUCCAUUGCGGGAAAUGCUAUGAGAAGCUCUUCUAGCUCUUCCAAGCUGAGAAGAAGCUGAUGAGUCCUGGACAAGUUUGGCUGUUCCCAGUUGCCCCAAGUUGCUGGCUCCUCUUCCCUCACUUUCUCCCUCCCCAUUUGAUUUCUUCGUGCUUUUGCCCCUCUCUCAAGUUGAACUGCUUACAUCCAGUAGAGUGUCUUAAUGAUGCUAUGAUAAUUACUUAUGUGUGUAGCUUUUUAUAACUUAGAAAGCACUUUAUGUCCAUGGUCUUAUUUCAGGCCCAAGAAAAAAAGGAUUGAACAAGAAUUUAAUCUUAGCUUUCCUAAGACAGGUUGGCCUCCUGAUGAGUUAAGGUGGCCUGGUACAGUAGGUCGGAGCAUGGGUUUCAGUGUGUCCUGACUUUUGGGACAGAGGAGAGCAAACCCACGUUCUUCGUCACAGCUCUAAGUGUAUCUUUGGGACUCGAAAGCAGGAGAUCCCUUGAAGCUUCUGAGGGGCCAGGUUGAAGAUCUUUGAUGAUGUCUGGUGGGUAAAUUGCAGACGUUGAAUGCUAGGGAUUGGC
Messenger RNA from Mustela erminea (ermine), 2748 nucleotides. RefSeq names its product zinc finger protein 185 with LIM domain (gene ZNF185). The record is from RefSeq and is a predicted model, not a curated record. NCBI's taxonomy places the organism in Eukaryota, Metazoa, Chordata, Mammalia, Carnivora, Mustelidae. The coding region runs from base 242 to 2221 and encodes 659 amino acids. The transcript has 23 exons.